Achroia grisella is the source of this 1620-nucleotide messenger RNA. It is a transcript of the gene TfIIFalpha, whose product is annotated as general transcription factor IIF subunit 1. Gene Ontology annotation, cellular component: transcription factor TFIIF complex; nucleus. The transcript has 13 exons. The coding region runs from base 85 to 1593 and encodes 502 amino acids. Gene Ontology annotation, biological process: positive regulation of transcription elongation by RNA polymerase II; transcription initiation at RNA polymerase II promoter. Gene Ontology annotation, molecular function: TFIIF-class transcription factor complex binding; DNA binding; RNA polymerase II general transcription initiation factor activity. Lineage: Eukaryota; Metazoa; Arthropoda; Insecta; Lepidoptera; Pyralidae. The record is from RefSeq and is a predicted model, not a curated record.
UCAAACUACUCAAUAAAUAUAUAGAUGAACAUGUAUUAAUGUAAUUAACUAUAAAAUAACCAAUAUAUUUCUGGUUAUUCGAAGAUGACGACAGCUGGUCCAUCAUCUAGUGCUGCCGUUCAAGAGUUCAAGAUCAGAGUCCCGAAAAAUGUGAAGAAAAAGUAUCAUGUAAUGAGAUUUAAUGCCACACUCAAUGUAGAUUUUGCAAAAUGGACACAUGUCAAGAUGGAAAGGGAAAAUAACAUAAAAGAAUUCAAAGGAUUGGAUGAAGAAAUGCCAAAAUUCGGCGCUGGUUCGGAGUAUGGCCGCGAUGUACGAGAGGAGGCGCGUCGUAAAAAAUUCGGUAUAAUAUCACGCAAAUACAAACCUGAGGACCAGCCGUGGAUACUAAAAGUGGGCGGCAAAACUGGCAAGAAAUUUAAGGGUAUCCGCGAGGGUGGCGUGUCUGAGAAUGCUGCUUACUACGUGUUCACGCACGCUGCGGACGGUGCUAUUGACGCGUACCCACUACAAGAGUGGUACAACUUUCAGCCUAUCCAAAGAUAUAAAGCGUUAUCUGCAGAGGAAGCUGAGCAGGAGUUCGGAAGACGCAAUAAGGUGAUGAAUUACUUCUCCCUUAUGUUCCGUAAACGAAUGCGAGGUGAUGAAGGUGUAGAUGAGGCAGAGGACCCUGACGAGAAGAAAACUAAAGGAGCCAAGGCUAAGAAGGAUCUGAAAAUAUCAGAUAUGGACGAGUGGAUAGAAUCCGGCGAAGACUCGUCGGAAUCCGAGGCCGGCGAAAAAGAAGACUCCGACUCUGGCAAUAAGAAGAAGAAAGACAAAAAAGUUGCUGCAAAUAAAAAGAAGAAGAAGAAGGUAGAAGAUGAAGCGUUCGAGGAGAGCGACGAUGGAGACGAGGAGGGCCGGGAGCGGGACUACAUAUCCGAUUCGUCAGACAGUGAGUCGGACCACGAGACAAAGGCUAACAAGGAACUGAAGGGAGUCGCUGAAGAGGACGCGCUCAGGAAGCUGUUAACAUCAGACGAGGACUCCGACGAGGAGGCAGAGCAGAAACAGGAGUCUGAACAAGAAGACGAACCCACGAAGGAGGGCGAGGAGCGCGCCAGCAAACUCACCAAGAAGAAACGGAAGAAUGAAGAAAAGAAAGCAGAUUCGAGUAGCGAACUCAGUUCUGACUCGGACACCGACCCGGAAAACAGCAGCAGCAAGAAGCCCAAGAAAAGCAAGAAGGAAGACAAGAACGGGGUGGCCAGCGGCGCCUCCGCACCGGGCAGCGCGAGCACGUCCCGUGCGGGCUCGCCAGCGCCGCAGGGGGUCGGCUCGGCGGCCUCCUCAGCACACGGUGGCCCCCCGACCAAGCGUGCCAAGCUCGACCCCGCUUACGUCGAAUGCGGGGUGACCGAGGAAGCGGUACGAAGGUAUCUGGCUCGCAAGCCGAUGACCACAACGGAACUGCUCACCAAGUUCAAGUCCAAGCGGACCGGGGUGAGCAGCGAGCGGCUCGUGGAGACCAUGACGCAGAUACUGAAGCGGAUCAACCCGGUCAAACAAAACAUCAACAGCAAAAUGUAUUUGAGCAUAAAACAGACGUGAUUGAUGUAAAUAAAUGUUGUAUUUAUA